GAUGACGGGGUGCAUUACUUCGAGGCGGUAGCGCUUCCGUUCGGAGGGAAGAGCUCCGUCACCGGAUUCAACCGCAUGGCCAGAUCCUUAAAGUUGAUAAUGUCUCGCCUUAUGUGGCUAGUGAACACCAGCUAUUAUGACGACUUUUGCCAGGUUGAGUGCGACGAGCUCUCUGAGUCUGCAUCCGAAACUGCCGAGCAAGAUGAAGGCCGUUUGGUCACGCGUGGAGCGGUUAUGUUUGACUUGGCCACGGGCUGCCAAGAGUUCUUCGGCGACGGAGUGCCUGGUUGGCUGGUCACCAAGUGGAGACGGACGCGUCUCAAGCAGUUGAUUUUCUUUGCUGAAAUCCUCCCAGUUCUUGUGGCCAAGCUUACGUGGAAGCAUGUAGUCAGCCGUCGCUUGUGCUUUUUCUACCUCGAUAAUGAGGCUACCCGGUCGUGCUUGAUUCGAUCUUUCUCUCCGGUGUGUGAUGCUACCGAUUUGCUUGUAUCAGUGGCCAAAGCAGAUUUGCAAUCACAUGCCAUGAGCUGGUACUCGCGUGUACCUACGAGGAGCAAUGUUUCAGAUGAUGCGUCCCGCUUGCAGUUCAGCCGGUACUUGCACAUGUUCCGGAAGGUGGAUCCGGUGUAUGAAGGCAUCAGGUAA
This is a messenger RNA of Symbiodinium pilosum, 645 nucleotides long. The record is from the annotation of a GenBank genome assembly. NCBI's taxonomy places the organism in Eukaryota, Dinophyceae, Suessiales, Symbiodiniaceae.